Messenger RNA from Trichoplusia ni (cabbage looper), 4121 nucleotides. It is a transcript of the gene trp, whose product is annotated as transient receptor potential protein. The transcript has 22 exons. Gene Ontology annotation, biological process: regulation of cytosolic calcium ion concentration; manganese ion transport; calcium ion transmembrane transport. Lineage: Eukaryota; Metazoa; Arthropoda; Insecta; Lepidoptera; Noctuidae. Gene Ontology annotation, molecular function: store-operated calcium channel activity; inositol 1,4,5 trisphosphate binding; protein binding. Gene Ontology annotation, cellular component: membrane; cation channel complex. Bases 453 to 4004 code for a protein of 1183 amino acids. The record is from RefSeq and is a predicted model, not a curated record.
UUACAGCCAGUAACAUUUAUUCCUUAAUCCUAAAACAUUCAUUCACAGAUCCAGAGUUAUUUAAAAAUAGAAUGAACGCAACGCAACUACAUGCUCGGGUCAGUUCGGUACCAUCCGCGAUUCGAGCUGCGCUCUAAACAAACCGUAAUCAAUUAUAAACAAUUACGAAUAAAACGAGUGAUUUAAUCGAGUAUCAGUGAAUUAAUCGAUUAAAGAAAUCGAAAUCGGUUGUUUGGAUUCAAGUUCCGCGUUCUGUAGUGUUUUACUUUUAAAUUUUAUGCAACAGCAAAAACCAUAACAUAAAGAAAAGACAAAAAUAGUGCGACAAAAAAAUGCAAAAGUGCUUUGGAGUAACAUUUUCAUGAGUGCAAUUGUGAUAGCAGAAUGAACAGAACGAAUGAGUGAACGAAAAUAAUGGGUUAAAGUGAUUCAAAGACUGAACUUUAAGCAAAAUGAAAAGGCGAAAAAAAGACAGUAAAGUACGGGUUAGGUUCAACAUCACAAAUGUAACCGGCAUGAACCGAGGCUCCCGGGAGGAGCUCCUGGGCAGCUCCCAGGAGGCGCUGCGGAACAGCCACAAUGACCUGCGGCAGGUGUACGAGAGGCCUCUCACUAAGGAGGAGAAGACCUUCUUGCUGCAUGCUGAUAGAGGAGACUAUGUUACCGUAAAGAGGUUAAUAGAACAGUUCACACCUCAGCCUGACAUCUUGGACAUCAACUGCGUGGACCCUCUGAACAGGUCAGCUUUGAUCGCUGCUAUUGAGAACGAGAACAUAGAGCUGAUCAAACUACUCCUCACGUCAGGAAUCAAAGUCAAGGAUGCUCUCCUCCAUGCUAUCAAAGAAGAGUAUGUGGAAGCUGUUGAGUUACUUCUGCAGUGGGAGGAAGACAACCAUGUGCCAGGGGAGCCCUACAGUUGGGAGUCUGUCGACCCAUCCUCGGCGACGUUCACUCCAGACAUCACGCCGCUCAUCCUGGCCGCCCACAGGAACCACUACGAGAUCCUCAAGAUCCUUCUAGACAGAGGAGCCACGCUGCCAGUGCCCCACGACGUCAAAUGCGGUUGUGAUGAGUGCGUCAAGUCUUCGAACGAGGAUUCUCUCCGUCACUCGCAAGCGCGCAUCAACGCCUACCGGGCACUGUCAUCACCAUCCCUCAUCGCUCUAUCCUCUGCUGAUCCACUCCUGACAGCUUUCCAACUGUCCUGGGAACUUGGCAGGCUGAGCAGAAUGGAGACUGAGUUCAGAGUUGAAUAUAAGGCCUUACGCCAACAAUGCCAAGAGUUUGCCACCUCCCUACUGGACCACACGAGGACUUCCAAGGAGUUGGAGAUCAUGCUGAACUACAACCCCUGGGACGUCGACUGCUGGGAGCCGGGAGAGAGACAAACCCUUGGCAGGCUGAAGCUUGCCAUCAAAUAUAAGCAGAAGAUGUUUGUGGCCCAUCCAAAUGUACAGCAGUUACUGGGAGCGAUAUGGUAUGAAGGUCUGCCGGGGUUCAAGAGAAAAAACAUCGUUGGACAAUGCAUACAGGUGGCGAAAUUAGGCGUAAUGUUCCCAGUUUACUGCACAAUUUACAUGCUUGCCCCGAACUCCGAAUACGGCAGGUUUAUGAAGAAACCAUUCGUCAAAUUCAUCUGCCACAGUUCCUCAUACAUGCUGUUUCUUACUCUUCUAUCAUUAGCAUCUCAGAGAGCAGACUACUUAGUUUUGGAGUGGUCUGGUAUCACUUGGCUGCAAGAGCUGGUGGACCAUUGGAAGGAGAGGGAGCGAGGGUCCCUACCCAGCAUCAUAGAAUUCAGCGUCAUCAUCUACAUAGCAAGUUUAAUCUGGGCAGAGAUAAGAUCGCUCUGGACCGGGGGUAUUACGGAGUACAUCAGUGAUCUGUGGAACAUUGUGGAUUUCAUCACCAAUGUGUUCUACAUCGCUUGGAUCAGCUUACGGUUCUCGUCUUGGUAUAUUGUUCAGCGUGACAAUAACAAUGGCAUGGAUCCAUGGUAUGCUCGCGAACAAUGGGACUCCUACGAUCCCAUGCUCCUGUCUGAAGGAGCCUUCGCAGCUGGCAUGAUCUUCUCGUUCCUAAAGCUGGUCCAUAUCUUCUCCAUCAAUCCAUAUCUUGGGCCACUACAGGUGUCAUUAGGAAGAAUGAUUCUCGAUAUCCUGAAGUUCUUCUUCGUUUAUAUGCUUGUGUUAUUUGCUUUUGGAUGUGGUUUAAAUCAACUGAUGUGGUAUUACGCUGAACUGGAAAAGAACAAGUGUUAUCAUCUCCCAAAUGGUAUACCGGACUUCGACAAUCAAGAAAGGGCUUGUACAAUAUGGCGACGAUAUGCAAACUUAUUCGAAACAUCACAAUCCCUGUUCUGGGCGUCAUUUGGGCUUGUUGACUUGACAACCUUCGAGCUGACCGGCAUCAAGAGCUUCACCAGGUUCUGGGCUCUCCUGACCUUCGGGUCUUACUCAGUGAUCAAUAUUAUCGUCCUCCUAAACAUGCUGAUUGCCAUGAUGUCUAACUCUUAUCAAAUUAUUUCGGAAAGAUCAGACACCGAGUGGAAGUUCGCCCGCAGCAACUUGUGGAUGUCCUACUUCGAAGAUGGGGAUACUGUUCCCCCUCCAUUCAACAUCAUCCCCACUCCCAAACACUUCAUGUGCUGGAUGAAGAGGUGCUUCUCCAACAGGGACCGAGGAUCUAUUAUUAACAAAUCUCGUGAGAAAGCCCGCCAAGAGCAUGAAGCGGUCAUGAGAGUCUUAGUACGAAGGUACGUGACAGCUGAGCAGAGGGCCAGAGACGAGGUCGGAGUGACCGAAGAUGACGUCAUGGAGAUCAGACAGGACAUCUCUACGCUGCGAUACGAGCUGAUCGAUAUACUGCAUAACAAUGGGAUGAAGACGCCGAGGGUUAGCAUGCAGGAUGCCACUGUGGCUGGAAAGAAAGGCAAAGUAAUGGAGAGGAGGAUUCUGAAAGAUUUCCACAUCGGUAUAGUGGAGGGCAUCAUAAAAGACGUUAUAUCUAAAGAGAACAAGCCCAAAGACGUGUUCAGUCAGAUCGCUAAGGCUAUUGUGAGGAGAGGAAGCACUGACAGCAAAAAGCGCGACUGGAACGCUUUAGUCCGAACCAACACAGCCCGCAAGGAUCCCAUCGGUACUACAGCUGAAGCGGAGACACGACGCAGCCGCCAGUCACUCCGGGCACACAUUCUGGAAAACAUGGCGUCCAGGACUAUCGACCCGCAGAAACUGUUAGAAUACAACCCGCAUCUAGCAGCUGUGUCUCCAUGCACGAGGGUAGCGUACGCCAAGUUCAUGAGAAGCAAGAUCAAGUCAGACUUCAACGAGAGAGAGAAGCAAGGAAGAAGGUUGUCCGAGUUCAGUCUGGAAGACGAGGUGUUUGAAGCCCCGAAGAAAAGAGAAAGUUGUAGACGAUGCAGUACUCGAUCAUUCCGCAGCAGAACUCCAAUCCCGGAGACAUCGGAUGAUGAAGGCCUGGACGAAAAUGAAAUACAAGUGGAAGCAGAUGUUGAGGACAAAGUUUCAGAAGGCGGAUCAGAACAAACCAGACCUCUGAAAUCAUCCUCCCAGGAGCCAUCUGAGCCAAGCACUCCAGCCUUCGACCCCGCCGACGGCAGCCGGCUACCACCACCCGCGGAGUUCCAAUCAACAGACCACGUCAUCACCAUUGAGCCGGACACACCAACCAAAACGCUAUGCAUGACGGAAGAAGAGGAUACGAACCUCCAGAAACCGAUAACACCGACUCCAAGCGUCCAUUCUCAGUCCGAGCAGAUUCUGUCAGCUUCCAGUCUAGAAGCCCAGUAUAAAACGAUGACUACAGAGCCCCCUAGCGUCGUUGUGACUCCUGAAGUCAGUGAACCAGCAAAAUCUCCUAGGAAACCACCCCCAGCUCCAAGAUCCGCAAGAGUCACUCCUGCUCCGUCACCAACACCAAGCUAUGGACGGGAUAGAGGCAAAUCUACUGUCACUGGCAAAAUUGUUUCUGGAUGGCUGUAAACUCUUGAGGAGUCUUCAAAGAGUCCACUUGAAAUAAAUGUUCUAGUCGUUUAGACGUAGGAAUGUGGGCUGACCUUGAACGAAUCGACGUAUUAGUGAGAUAUGCUAAUGAUAGAG